AAUUUACGUCUAACGAGAUAGUAGACAACACAACACAGGUAAAGAACGGCGAAUGAAGCCAUUGCGAAAAAUUUACUUUCACCCACGAAUGUACAACUAAGACGAAACCGUACACGGUGGUUUCAGUCAUCCAAAAUACGUCCAACACGACAUUGCAGUCGUAGGCAGGUAGAAGAUCAGUUCACAUCGUUGGUCGCACUGUGGUUGGGCCAAAUUUCGGGAGGCAUGUCAUCCGCUUUGAAUAGCGCCAAUAGUCUGCGGACAGAAGCGAUCCUAUCAAUAUGGCUCAUUUUACCUGCAAUUGCCGUAUUUUAUUACUGGAAAUGGAGCCAAUCCAGAACCGUCAAACUCAUGAACGCCAUACCUGGACGAAAGCCGUUGCCACUAUUAGGCAAUCUUCUACACUUGGAUGUCUAUAAUGAAGAAUUCUAUAAAGUUAUGGCAAUAGACUGGGUGAAAAAGUACGGACCGAUCUACAGUGUAUGGCUCGGUCCACGCCCUUUUGUGACUCUAGCUUCCCCGGAGCUAGUACAUACAAUAUUAUCCAGUUCUAAAAACAACACAAAGGCAAGCGACUAUCUAAAUUUAAGUGAAUGGCUCGGCAAUUCCAUUUUAGUGUCAUCAGGUGAUCACUGGAAAACUCGACGCCGAAUAUUAACUCCAGGUUUCCAUUUUCAGAACUACAACAGUUUUAUGGACAUUUUCAACGAAAAGAGUUCGAUCUGCGCGGCAGAAUUUGAACUAAGCAUAGAGACGCAAGGCGAUACGGGGAUAGACGUUAGUCGUCUUCUGGCCAGAUGCACUUUAAAUAUUAUUUGCGAAACUGUAAUGGGCCAACAAACGAAAGUUGAAAUGGAGAAAGAGAUUUAUCUCAGCAACGUCCAUAGAUUUUGUCAGAUUUUCAUUGAGCGUGUCAAGCGACCGUGGCUUUCAUACAAGUGGAUCUACAAGAUGAGCCCACUGAGCCGUGAAAGUGAACGAUGCAUCAAUACCCUGCACACUUUCACCGAUAAGAUUGCACAAAACCGACGUGAAAUGCUUGAACUGUGUACAAAGAAAAAUCCAGAUCUGUUACAAAGCAGUGUGAUUGAAGAAGAGAAGCCCCUGUCAGAAAGCAGAUUUGCGAUAGUAGACAGUCUGAUACAGGCGUCAAAUGAGGGCUCCGAUUUGGAUGAUAACGGAAUCAGAGAAGAAAUCGAUACCAUCACAUUUGGUGGAUAUGACACAUCUUCGACAGCCAUGAUCUGGUUUCUUUUCCUGAUGGCUAAACAUCCGGAGCAACAGAAACUGGUAGUGGAUGAAUUAGAUUCAGUCUUUGGUGGUGAUCAGGAUCGUCCUUGUACUACCCAGGAUAUUUCUGAACUCAAAUAUUUGGAAUGUUGCAUCAAAGAGACUCUGAGACUCUAUCCGAGUGUGCCGGGUCUCGUGCGCAGUCUAACGGAAGACGUUGAAAUAGGUGGAUAUACAAUACCAGCAGGUGUUACAGUUAUUACAUCAUUUUAUGCGAUCCAUCACAAUCCUCUCGUUUAUCCGGAUCCCGAAGCAUUCAAUCCGGAACGAUUUUUCCCAGAGAACAGCAUCGGUCGUCAUCCGUAUGCCUUUCUUCCGUUCAGCGCUGGCCCACGUAAUUGUAUAGGUCAAAAAUAUGCAAUGAUGGAAUUGAAAGUUGUUUUCGCUAAUCUUUUACGUCGGUUGCAGUUUACCGCCUCUGAUCCAGCUAUGUCAGACGCGUCCGAGGUAGGAUUGGUCUUGAAACCAAAACAUAGUGUUCGGCUGAUUAUUUCUAAACGUUUAAAUAAAUCAUAACCGUUUUUUAUUUCAAUUAAAUCGAAAUUCAAAUUUUAUUAUUCUAUACAUCUCGUUAAAAAUUCAAGCUAUGUAAUCGUAACAACUUAACGCUAAUACAAAUGAAAUGAAUGGCCAAGAGCAAAUAAA
Daphnia magna is the source of this 1935-nucleotide messenger RNA. Its product is annotated as cytochrome P450 4c3. The coding region runs from base 226 to 1806 and encodes 526 amino acids. The transcript has 14 exons. The record is from RefSeq and is a predicted model, not a curated record. Gene Ontology annotation, molecular function: monooxygenase activity; heme binding; oxidoreductase activity, acting on paired donors, with incorporation or reduction of molecular oxygen. Lineage: Eukaryota; Metazoa; Arthropoda; Branchiopoda; Diplostraca; Daphniidae.